Elaeis guineensis (African oil palm) is the source of this 2184-nucleotide messenger RNA. Its product is annotated as ABC transporter G family member 10-like. Gene Ontology annotation, cellular component: membrane. NCBI's taxonomy places the organism in Eukaryota, Viridiplantae, Streptophyta, Magnoliopsida, Arecales, Arecaceae. The record is from RefSeq and is a predicted model, not a curated record. Gene Ontology annotation, molecular function: ATP binding; ATP hydrolysis activity; ABC-type transporter activity. Gene Ontology annotation, biological process: transmembrane transport.
GUCCAAUGAGGCAACCACGCCCUGAUGAGUUGCGCCUAUACAAUGAAUUCGCUGUACCAGAGCCACAGAGAGAAAUCCACACGAGAAAGGAGGCCAAAGUAUGCUCGAUUACUGUUUCGCAUGAGAUGAACAAUAAGAGUGCAAGUUUGGUGGGUCAGCUCAUCUCCUCCUGCCUCCCGCCUUCACACACACCGCAUCUCACCUCCCCUCUCACAUCCUUCUUUCCUUAAUCCCAUUCUCAUCACCUACGCUCGCCAUCCUAGAUCGAUCUCCUCCUCGUCUUCCAUGGAGUUGCCGGUGACGUCGCCGAGACAUGGAGGCCGGCGACCCGGAUACCGGAUCGAGACCAAGUCGCUGUCCUACAAUUUGCCGGCACGCCCAGUGAAUGCCCACCAGCAAUGCUACGGCAUGGCCGGCAGCAGCACUUCCAGAGUCAUUCUAAAGAAUGUGAGCUGCGAGGCCCCGCCUGGCGAGCUCGUCGCCAUCGUCGGCCCCAGCGGCGCCGGGAAGACCACACUGCUAUCCAUCCUGGCCGGUAUGAUCCACCCGAGCAGAGUCUCCGGUGAGAUCCUCGUCAACGGUCGCCAGAUGGACGUCUCCCGCUUCCGGAGAGUCUCCGGGUACGUCACCCAGGACGACGCGCUCUUCCCGCUGCUGACCGUCGAGGAGUGUCUCACCUACAGCGCCCGGCUGAGGCUCCAAUCCACCAGCCGCGAGUCCGCCGCCCGAGUGAGGGAGCUCGUCAGAGAGGUGGGAGUGGCCCAUGUAGCCCGAUCGAGGACAGGUGGCAUAUCGGGCGGCGAGAGGCGACGGGUGUCCAUCGGCGUCGACUUGGUGCACAACCCGGCCGUGCUCCUGCUCGACGAGCCGACGUCGGGGCUGGAUUCCGUCUCAGCUCUCCACGUCAUCACCUUGCUCAAGUCCAUGGCCGCGCUCCAGGGCAAGACGAUCGUCCUCACCAUACAUCAGCCGGGGUUUCGGAUCCUCGAGCUCUUCGACCAGGUCGUGCUCAUCUCCGACGGGACCGUCCGGCACCAGGGGACGAUCCGCCUUCUGGAGAGCCGGCUAAAGGAGGCUGGCCACUGCAUUCCACCCCACGUCAACGUGCUGGAGUUUGCCAUGGAUGCCAUUGCCACUCUGGCGGCUUUAGAAUCGACACCUCCAGCAGAAGAGGUGAUCGGAAUUCCCAAGUCUGGUGCCAAAGAAGACCGCAUCUUCUACGCCAAUUCGCGGUGCGGGGAGGUGAUCAUCCUCACCGAGAGGUUCUUUAAGAAUGUCGCGAGAACCAGGCAGCUCUUCGCAGCUAGAAUGAUCCAAUCGGUGGUGGCUGGCUUCGGGCUUGGAACGAUAUUUAUGAACGUAGCUAACCUGCAAGCCAGGGUCGGGUUCUUCGCCUUCAGCCUCACCUUCCUUCUGUCCUCGACGACAGAAGGCCUGCCCAUCUUCUUGCGGGAAAGGAGGACCCUUCAAAGAGAGACCUCGAGAGGGGCCUACAGGGUUUCUUCCUAUGUGAUAGCCAAUGCCCUCGUCUUCAUGCCUUUUCUUCUGGCAGCUGCUCUUCUCUACUCCGCUCCAGUGUAUUGGCUGGUGGGACUCAGGAAGGAAAUGGAUGGGUUUCUCUACUUUUCUCUGGUGGUCUGGCUGGUGAUGCUGAUGGCCAACUCAUUCGUCGCAUGCUUCAGUGCGCUUGUGCCCAAUUUCAUAAUGGGGAACUCGAUAAUUGCCGGGCUUAUGGGCUCGUUCUUCCUUUUCUCAGGCUAUUUCAUAGCGAAGCAGAACAUACCCAGGUAUUGGAUCUUCAUGCACUACCUGAGCUUGUUUAAGUAUCCAUUUGAGGCUUUUGUCGCGAGCGAGUAUGGUGGCCCGAGGGGAAGGCAGGAAUGCUUGGAUAGAGAGGAAGACGGAUGUGUCCUUGAUGGAGGAAUGUUCUUGAGGCAGCAGGGGAUCGAGGAGUCUCAGAGGUGGAGCAAUCUGGGUGUGAUGCUGAGUUUCAUAUGUGGAUAUAGGAUCCUCUGUUUUGUGUUCCUCUGGUUUAGAUGUUACAGAAUGAGAAGAUAGAGGCAUUUGUUUUCCCCUUUUUAACUCCCUAAUUCAUGGCUUUCUUUUUCUAGCUCUGAGAAGAAAGCAGUAGGCUUUCUUCUUCAGUAUGCUCCAACAUACAACAACACCCCCCCACACACACAU